AUGGCUGAGGACGUCGCUCACCAUUCCCGCUUCGUCUCGGCACUGGAAGGCAGCAAGCCUUCCUACUACGAGGAGACGAUGCACGACCUGCUAGGUAUGGAGGAACCCGACUUCUACCUCAUGGGGCUGUUUCUUCGGGACAUGCGGCUGCAUCCUGCGUCAGGCUCAAACUCACUGAAAAAUAGACAUGAAUCUGUCAGUGAUCAACGACGUAGUGCUGAAAAGAAACAAUUCGGGUGCUCUGUUUGUACGAAAUCUUUUACACAGAAAGGAGAUAUUAAGAAACACAUGAGAAUCCACACAGGAGAAAAACCAUACAGCUGCUCAGUCUGUAAGAAAGGUUUUUCACAGAAUGGACAUUUAAAGCUACACAUGAGAGUCCACACAGGAGAGAAACCUCACAGCUGCUCAGUCUGUAAGAAAGCUUUUUCACAUAAUAUAAAUUUAAAAGCACACAUGAGAAUCCACACAGGAGAUAAACCACACAGCUGCUCAGUCUGUAAGAAAGGUUUUUCACAGAAUGGACAUUUAAAGUUACACAUGAGAGUCCACACAGGAGAGAAACCUCACAGCUGCUCAGUCUGUAAGAAAGCUUUUUCACAUAAUAUAGAUUUAAAGGCACACAUGAGAGUCCACACAGGAGAAAAACCAUACAGCUGCUCAGUCUGUAAGAAAGCUUUUUCACAGAAUAGAAAUUUAAAGGUACACAUGAGAGUCCACACAGGAGAAAAACCAUACAGCUGCUCAGUCUGUAAGAAAGGUUUUUCACAGAAUAGAAGUUUAAAGGCACACAUGAGAGUCCACACAGGAGAGGAAAUAUACAGCUGCAAUGUUUGUGACAAAAGAUUUAAAUGGUGUACUGAUUUCAAAAGACACAAGUGUGUUGGUCGUCAGUCCUCACAGCUUAAUGAAAUUCAAACUGAGGAUAACAGAGAGGCAGAGCCUCCAAUCAGCAGCUCAGCUGAACACAUGGCAACAGAAGCUGAUGGAGAGGACAAUGAAUAAGUCUUGAAUAUGACAGUUCACACGUGAAAAAAUCUGUCUGACUGGAAAAACAUUGUUGCACAACAUUCAUAUAAGACUUAAAUUAACUCCAUCUUUAUCAACAUGAGUGGACAAUAUGUUUAAUGUUUUGUCAUACUGAUUUAUAUGUUAAACACUGACUGUUGAUGAACCAUUUUAUUUUUGGAUUGAGGGCUCCCAAGUUUCCAUGUAGAGAUAUAGGAUGAUUUGAUGUAUUGUUCUUUAUUUCUAAAUGUUUUGUAUCUUUGCUAUCCUGUUAAUGAGCUCUGUUUUACAUAAAUGUU
Trematomus bernacchii (emerald rockcod) is the source of this 1307-nucleotide messenger RNA. RefSeq names its product zinc finger protein 239-like. NCBI's taxonomy places the organism in Eukaryota, Metazoa, Chordata, Actinopteri, Perciformes, Nototheniidae. The coding region runs from base 1 to 1005 and encodes 334 amino acids. The transcript is spliced from 3 exons. The record is from RefSeq and is a predicted model, not a curated record. Gene Ontology annotation, cellular component: nucleus.